This is a messenger RNA of Phragmites australis (common reed), 2381 nucleotides long. RefSeq names its product pyrophosphate--fructose 6-phosphate 1-phosphotransferase subunit alpha-like. Gene Ontology annotation, biological process: glycolytic process; response to glucose; photosynthesis. The transcript has 18 exons. NCBI's taxonomy places the organism in Eukaryota, Viridiplantae, Streptophyta, Magnoliopsida, Poales, Poaceae. Gene Ontology annotation, molecular function: 6-phosphofructokinase activity; diphosphate-fructose-6-phosphate 1-phosphotransferase activity; ATP binding. Gene Ontology annotation, cellular component: cytosol. The coding region runs from base 286 to 2136 and encodes 616 amino acids. The record is from RefSeq and is a predicted model, not a curated record.
GGUACGUGAAACCCGGUCGGCCCGAUCCAGGGGUACGGACGCGAUAGCAUCAAACGCCGGGGAGGCAGCUCGGGGGGGAGGCCACCGGACGCGAGGGCGAGGCGAGAGCGCAUCGCAUAUUCGCAUUGGCGUGGGCGAGGGGUCGCCUCCGGUAUAAAAUCUCCCGCACCGCACCUGCAUCUCCCCAUCACAGUGCGCCACCCGCCCCCAUCACCACAACCACCACCAAGGCCAAUCGGAAGCUAGACAGGACGCGCCUUCGACGAGGAGCGGCGCCGGCCAGCAAUGGAUUCCGACUACGGCGUGCCGCGCGAGCUCUCGGAGGUGCAGAAGAAGCGCGCGCUUUACCAGCCCCAGCUGCCCCCCUGCCUCCAGGGCACUACGGUGAGGGUGGAGUAUGGUGAUGCGGCAAUUGCUGCUGAUCCUGCAGGGGCUCAUGUGAUCAGCCACGCGUUCCCUCACACCUACGGGCAGCCCCUUGCUCAUUUUCUCCGGAAGACGGCUGUUGUCCCUGAUGCUACCGUCAUAUCAGAGCACCCUGCAGUCAGGGUUGGCGUUGUCUUCUGUGGAAGGCAGUCACCAGGAGGCCACAAUGUUGUUUGGGGACUCUAUGAGGCUAUCAAGGCUCACAACCAAAACAGCAAACUCAUUGGUUUUCUUGGUGGAUCUGAUGGCCUGCUUGCACAGAAAACCUUGGAGAUCACCGAUGAAGUUCUUUCUUCAUAUAAAAACCAAGGUGGUUAUGAUAUGCUUGGUCGGACAAAGGAUCAGAUUAGAACAACAGAGCAAGUCAAUGGUGCAAUGGCCAGUUGCCAGGCUUUGAAGUUGGAUGCUCUGGUGAUCAUUGGAGGUGUCACAUCCAAUACUGAUGCUGCUCAACUUGCCGAGACUUUUGCUGAGGCGAAGUGUGCAACGAAGGUUGUAGGUGUUCCUGUAACUUUGAAUGGGGACCUUAAGAACCAGUAUGUUGAGACUACUGUUGGCUUCGACACCAUAUGCAAGGUGAACUCACAACUUAUAAGCAAUGUCUGCACUGAUGCUCUGUCUGCCGAGAAGUAUUACUACUUUAUUCGUCUGAUGGGGCGGAAGGCUUCUCAUGUGGCGUUGGAGUGCGCUCUUCAAUCGCAUCCGAACAUGGUUAUCCUAGGUGAGGAGGUGGCUGCAUCCAAACUUACAAUUUUUGAUAUUACAAAGCAAAUAUGUGAUGCAGUUCAGGCAAGGGCUGCAAAAGACAAGAAUCAUGGGGUCGUGCUUAUUCCUGAGGGCCUUGUGGAGAGCAUUCCUGAACUAUAUGCCCUGCUUCAGGAAAUUAAUGGCCUCCAUGGUAAAGGUGUUUCCAUUGAGAAAAUCUCUUCUCAGCUUUCACCUUGGGCAUCUGCACUAUUUGAGUUUUUGCCCCCGUUUAUCAGGAAACAGCUACUUCUCCAUCCUGAAUCUGACGACUCAGCUCAACUUUCUCAGAUUGAGACUGAAAAGCUUCUAGCACAAUUAGUUGAGACGGAAAUGAACAGACGUUUGAAGGAAGGCACUUACAAAGGAAAGAAGUUCAAUGCAAUAUGUCACUUUUUUGGCUACCAAGCUAGGGGUGCAUUGCCUUCAAAGUUCGACUGUGAUUAUGCCUAUGUUUUGGGGCAUGUGUGCUACCACAUCUUAGCUGCUGGUUUGAACGGUUACAUGGCUACUGUGACAAAUCUUAAGAGUCCAGUGAACAAAUGGCGAUGCGGUGCAGCUCCUAUUUCGUCUAUGAUGACUGUGAAGCGAUGGUCGCGUGGCCCUGCAGCCACUCAAAUUGGGAAGCCUGCUGUUCACAUGGCUAGCAUCGACUUGAAAGGAAAAGCAUAUGAGCUGUUGAGACAGAAUUCUUCCAGCUUUUUGUUGGAAGACAUCUACAGAAACCCAGGGCCGCUCCAAUUUGAAGGACCAGGUGCUGAUUCAAAGCCUAUUUCAUUGUGCGUCGAGGAUCAAGACUACAUGGGCAGGAUAAAGAAAUUGCAGGAAUACCUAGAGAAGGUGAAAAGCAUGGUAAAGCCUGGGUGCUCGCAGGAUGUGCUUAAAGCGGCGUUGAGUGCCAUGUCUUCUGUGACGGAAACACUGAAUAUCAUGACUUCGUCUUCCACUGGCCAGACACCACUCUGAGUCAAACGGAACCAUUUUAUGGCGUGGAUCAUAGUCCACGCGUUCCCCUGGUGGCCUUUUCCUGCGAUUGUUGGGGUUAGAAACAGUGGCCUUGCUAUACCACGGGUUAUUCUUUCGUUGUUUUUGAAGAGUUUUGUCAGUUUUGACUCCGGUAGUUUACGAGGAUUUGUUGUUGAUGAGUUUGAACUGGAAUAAUUGUUCAAACAGCCGACUGUGACCUCUUAAUAAACCAAAAUUUUCUACUA